AUGAAAUUACUUGCUUUAAGUAUAAUAGUUGUGAUAUUAUCGAUAUUUUGUAAUCUUUCUAUUGGAGCCAAUCCAGUUCCAAAAGAAAAUUUCAAAUUAGCCCUCAUUCUGAGUGGUGAAUUCACCGAUCUUGGAUACAAUUAUGCUUGUAACCAGGCUCUCAUCAAUGUCGAAAAAGCCCUCAGAAUUCACAACCAAACAACCGUUUUCAACAAUAUUGUUACCUACGAAGACACUGUUGUUUUAAUCAAAAAAUUGGUCAAACAACAAUAUAAUUUGAUUAUUGGAAGUUCGAUAGAACAUGUCCAAGCCACCCAAGACAUGUCUGCUGUUUACCCGGAUACCUACUUCUUGAUUCGUGGUUUGGCCGUUCCAACUGCCAAAAAUGUCAGAAAUAUUUUCAUUGAUUUCGGUAUUGGACAUUACCUCAUUGGAUAUCUGGCAGCGAUGGCCUCCACCACCAAGAAGAUUGGAAUUGUCGUACCAGGUCCACCCUCACUCAGCUAUGUCACUGCCAACGCAUACUACUUGGGUGCCAUGAACUACAGUAAAGAUAUCACUGUCUACUCUGCCGAGACCGGUUCAUGGUAUAAUCCAGUUAUUGAAGUUGGUGCUACCAAUUAUCUCAUCGAUAAAGGUGUCGAUGUCGUAGCCAUGUCUGCCGAUGAUCUUUCAGUUCAAUCGACCGCCAUCUCCCGUGGUGCUCUCUCAUUCGGUACCUCUGGUUAUCCAGUUUACAAUAUUUUCGGUGAAUCAAUCCUUACCAGUAUCAUCACCAAUUGGACAAUGGCAUACUUGAACGCAUCACAAGAUAUCAUCGCUGGAACAUUCCAAUCUGAGCUUUACUAUGGAACACUUACUGAUGGUGGUGUAUUUUUAGAUCAACAAUAUAGUUAUUUGCUUAAAAAAGAACAACUCGAUCAAUUCAACACUUUAACUACUGCUUUGAAAGCAACAAAGUUCGAAGAUCUUCCAUAUGCCUACAACAAAUUAUAUCUUAACAGUUCCUAUGGAAAAGAAAGAUUAGACCAAAAUGAUCUUUUGAGUAGUCCAACUCUAUUACCAGAGAUUAUUGAUUUAGGUUAUUAUGUUAUUCCACCUAAUGAAUAUGUUGUAAAGAAAUCGAUUACCUAUGGUUUUUCAAUUGCCGCUGGUGUAGUUGGUUUGGUUGCAGUAAUCAUUUUAGUUGGAUUGCUCGUUUUCAGAGAAACAAAGAUUAUGAGAUCUGCCAGUCCACUUUUCUGUAUGUUAAUUGUUUUUGGUGGUAUUUUGAUCUAUGUUGCCGUCAUUCUUUGGGUACAAAGUCCAACUACUGGAUUAUGCCGUUCACGUAUUUGGUUGAUGUCACUCGGUUAUACCAUUAUGCUCGGUAACAUGGUAAUCAAGAAUUUCAGAAUUUGGUUAAUCUUUGAUAAUCCAUUGUUAAAGAAAUUAAGAAUUACAAAUGCCAAGCUAAUGCCAUGGUUAGGAGGUAUUAUUCUUUUAAAUUGUUUAAUUUUGGCCAUUAUGACUGGUGUUGGAGAAGUCCACUCUCAGAGAAACUAUGGAUUCGAAGGAUUGUUCGAGUACGACUACCGUGUCACCUGUGAUAUGAACAAGAGUGGAAACAUCGUGCUUUACAUUCUUCUCAUUUAUCACGCCAUUCUUUUGUUGGUCGGUUGUUUCGUAUCGUGGAAGAUCAGAAUCGUUGACAUUGCGGAGUUCAACGAGUCGAAAUCGAUUGCCAACACGCUCUACGCCAUUUCUUUCUGUCUUUUCAUUAUCAUUCCAUUGAUGGUAUCACAAACCACCUACGACUCACAAAUCAUUAUCAUUUGUGCAAGCGCUAUUUUCACGACUGCCUCGACACUCACCAUUUUGUUCCUUCCAAAGUUCUGGCGUCUCUACACCAAGGGUGUCAAUGCUGAUCCAUUCUCAUCGACCUCACAACAAAUGUCAUUCGACAAGUCGGUCGGAGGUCAAACCAAGGGUCCAGUCGAAAUGGACACUGUCAUUGUAUCACAAAACGAACCAGUUUCGAAUGUCGUAGACAACGAAGUGCCAUCACAACCAUAA
Molecule: messenger RNA, 2055 nt
Organism: Heterostelium album PN500
Lineage: Eukaryota; Evosea; Eumycetozoa; Acytosteliales; Acytosteliaceae
Gene: grlH
Product: PBP1 domain-containing GABA-B-like receptor
Exons: 4
Coding region: 1-2055 (684 amino acids)
Biological process (GO): G protein-coupled receptor signaling pathway
Cellular component (GO): plasma membrane
Molecular function (GO): G protein-coupled receptor activity
Source: RefSeq, a predicted model, not a curated record